AAUAUUUAUAAUUUUUAUACCUGAUUCCUGAACCUCAGAACCUGAUACGGUGAGGUGAGCAGUUGAGACUUGAGAGAGAGGCGGAGAGCAGAGAAUCAGAGAGAGGCUGAGGACAGACUGAACAGUGGAGACUGGAGACUAGAGAGAAAGAUAAUUUGAUAUUCUUCUAGCAGAAGAUUUUGUUAGUUGAAUUAGCUUUUGUGGUCAUGGUGGGCUGGCAGAGACACAUACACUUUGUACUUAGUCGUGUUGGGAAAAGAGUGGAACAUAGUUACAAUUUAUCUGCCAACUUUUCUUCUUCUCGCUUGGAAUCUUCUUUUUCACCAGCUUUUGCAGGUGAAUUAACUUAUCUUCAGAGACUAUGGAGACCCCCUUCUGCAAACAUCUCAAGGCCCUUUUAUCAGUAUUUUCAACAAUUGGGAAUUUCCAGUUCAAGGAAGUUACUAGCAGAAUCAUCUGAGGAAAAAGCCAUUCCAUCUCCAUUGACUCCUGUAUUGGCAAUAAAUAGUGGAAAAAGCGAAGACCAGAACCAGAAAGUUGUCUCUAAGCCUUCAAAAGUUCAAGCUGUAUUGAAGGGCAUUAAACAGAGUCCAAAAAAGGUCAAUUUGGUUGCUGCAUUAGUUCGUGGGAUGCGAGUUGAGGAUGCACUGUUGCAGUUGCAAGUAACAGUAAAGCGAGCAGCAAAAACUGUGUAUCAGGUUAUCCACUCAGCCCGAGCAAAUGCAACUCAUAACCAUGGAUUGGAUCUAGACCGUCUCCUUGUUGCUGAGGCAUUUGUUGGGAAGGGGUUCUAUAGAAAAAGAGUUUCCUAUCAUGCUAAAGGAAAAUGUGGAGUCAAAGAGAGACCCGAGUGCCGACUAACAGUGGUAGUGAGGGAGAUGACUGCUGAAGAGGAGGCCGAGAUAGCUAGACUUAGAGUCCACAACUUCCGCAAGCUUACUAAGCGAGAAAGGCGGCUUGUACCUCAUAAGCUUAUUGAGACGACUUCUAUCUGGAAUCGCAAAGGCAAAGGCAAAGCCAACAGUCAUGAACCAAGUGGUAUGGCUACAUGAACCAGCUUUACUAACAUGUGCCACAAUCUAAAAGAAAGUUCUGUAGAAGUGUUGAGAGAAGAGUCUUCCUAUGUCUGCACUUCAGUGGAAAUUGUCUUGUAGAAGUGUUGAAGCAAACUUUUUGCAGUCAGAUAAUAUUUACAUUGAAACAUUUUUAUUUUAAUUGUGUCCUAUUUCAAGAAUGAAAGUUUAAAUCCACCAAGCCCUUUGAUACUA
Messenger RNA from Quercus robur (English oak), 1268 nucleotides. RefSeq names its product 50S ribosomal protein L22, chloroplastic-like. Gene Ontology annotation, cellular component: mitochondrial large ribosomal subunit; ribosome. The record is from RefSeq and is a predicted model, not a curated record. NCBI's taxonomy places the organism in Eukaryota, Viridiplantae, Streptophyta, Magnoliopsida, Fagales, Fagaceae. Gene Ontology annotation, molecular function: structural constituent of ribosome. The coding region runs from base 207 to 1052 and encodes 281 amino acids. The transcript is spliced from 7 exons. Gene Ontology annotation, biological process: ribosome assembly; translation.